AUGAUUAAGAACAAAGAUCGAGACCUAGAGUAUACGAACUCUAGAGCAUGGCGACCUUUGAAGCAUAAAAAGAAAUUAGAGAAGGAGAAGAAGAUUAAAGCUCCUAAUGCUUCUAAGAAACGAUCUCUAGAGCUUAGCGAGGAGGUCAAACAAUCUCUAUACUUUUUGUUUGGAUCCGACAACGAUGAAGUAUGUUUCCAUUGUAAGAAUGAUGCUGAUGAGUUUAAUACAGUCAACUUCACUGUAACGUUUCUCCACAAAAUAUCAUCAUCUGUUUGA
Molecule: messenger RNA, 279 nt
Organism: Arabis nemorensis
Lineage: Eukaryota; Viridiplantae; Streptophyta; Magnoliopsida; Brassicales; Brassicaceae
Source: the annotation of a GenBank genome assembly